UUUUUUUCACUCGCGCAACACGUUUUCCGUUUGUUUGCCUUAAAUUACAAAAAUAUUGACUGUCAUUUGAUAAUUUUGCUUAGGUAGUGUGCAUUACAUUUUGUGAUUUGUUUGUGUAGCAUACCAUUGUUGAAUAUUGAUUUUGCUGAGAACGAAAUUGAAAUUUUCCUGAAGAAAAUAAAACGAUGAAAAAAUUACGAACCGAUACUGAAGUGGAUUUGAAAUUAUUUCAUGAUGAUUUAAAAGAUAUUGAUCGGGAAUUUAUCCAAAACAUCGUAUCGAUUUAUAAAAUAUCAACAAGUUUUGAUGAAAUGGGUUUUCUAUUUAUGACCAACAAUGCUGCCUAUGCUUAUGGUUGUGAAAUAUGCGAAUGGUUAUCGUUACAACAUGAUCCUAAACAACCACAAAAGAUUGAAAUUUUGAAUAAUAAAAAAAUUAUUCAAAUCGAUUCAGGUGACGGUUUUGUUGUCGUCUUAACUGAUGAUGGACUAGUGUAUCUAGCAAGUGGUGAUAUUGAAUGGCAAACUAACAAUACUUUUCGAUUGAUCUCGACCUGUGAUGAUGAUCAUUUUGAAAUGAUAGCAUGUGGGUGCUAUUAUUUGUUGUUAUUACGANUGUGGAGUCUAGGCGAUACAAAGGACCGAACAACACCAUCAUUGCUUUCAUUUCCUGAUGGUUCGAUUAAUAGUCCAAUCAAAAAUAUUGCGGCCGGCUUAUGGCAUUCGCUAGUUUUAUUGGAGGAUGGUCAGAUUUUUGGUUCUGGUCAACGUUCUAUUAAUGAUGAUAAGCAAGAUUCAAAAGUGCCGACAAAAUUACCGAUUGAAAAUGUGCUAAGUGUGGCUUGUACGAAUGAUCUCUUACUUUCAUUUUUUUUGGAUCAAUCAUCCCAUUAUUAUGUAUUGGGUAAUUUAUAUGAUGAAAAUGAAGAUGAUGAAGAAGAAGAAUUGGUCCCGCUCAAAAAAUUGAAUGGUCGACCGGAAUCAUUCGCAGCUGCAUCAGCAAUAGUAUUCACAUCACCAAUCACUUUUGGCCUAACAUCAACCAUCUAUUCAUACGAAUCGAAUGAUCCAAUAUCAUUUAUUGAAUUAUUGGAUAAUCCAGACAAUUAUGAUAUCGAAUUUAUCAUCGGCGACAAACGUAUAUUGGCUUCCAAAUGUCACCUGAAAAUUUCAUCAAAAUAUUAUAGUCGAAUGUUUUCGGGUCAAUGGCAAGAAAAUAAACAAGUGAUCAUCAAAAAUUAUAGUUAUAAUGUUUAUUAUGCAUAUCUACGUAAAUUACAUUCUGGUCACAUCCGAAUCAAUCAAUCCAAUAUAAUCGAACUUAUUGAUUUGGCCAAUUGUUAUGGUGAUGAACAAUUAUUCAAACAUUGUCGAACAUUCAUACGAAAGAAUCUCAAUGAGAAUACUUUAUCCACUUAUCUUCCAUUGAUUGUCAAAUACGAACUGGAUGAUAUGCAUGACAAACUUGUAGAAUUAACAAUUGAAAAUGUUUUACCAAAAAUUACUAACGAUCUUUGUGAAAACAAAGAAAAUAUUACCCAAUUUUUAUUAUGGUUUUUUGAACAACAA
This is a messenger RNA of Dermatophagoides pteronyssinus (European house dust mite), 1568 nucleotides long. RefSeq names its product RCC1 and BTB domain-containing protein 2-like. Gene Ontology annotation, molecular function: protein binding. The record is from RefSeq and is a predicted model, not a curated record. NCBI's taxonomy places the organism in Eukaryota, Metazoa, Arthropoda, Arachnida, Sarcoptiformes, Pyroglyphidae.